Messenger RNA from Esox lucius (northern pike), 2153 nucleotides. It is a transcript of the gene spock2, whose product is annotated as SPARC (osteonectin), cwcv and kazal like domains proteoglycan 2. The transcript is spliced from 11 exons. The coding region runs from base 138 to 1406 and encodes 422 amino acids. NCBI's taxonomy places the organism in Eukaryota, Metazoa, Chordata, Actinopteri, Esociformes, Esocidae. Gene Ontology annotation, molecular function: calcium ion binding; protein binding. The record is from RefSeq and is a predicted model, not a curated record.
UCUUUCUCUCUCUCACACUCUCUUCGUAAGAGCAGUAGGAAAGGCGCAUCUCCGUAAUCAGGUCAGACUUCACUCUGGUGGCAUCCUCCGAUCUUCUUUCCCUCCACGAGUGCUGCGCGCGUUUUCUAACCGCUACUAUGAUGGGAAUGACGGAUUUGGGGUGCUUUCUGGUCCCGGUGAUGAUGCUGGUGGGGUGCACCAUGCAAGCGGAAAUUAUGAGCGAAAAAGAGGCUGAAAAAACUGGGAAUUUCAUGGAAGACGAGCACUGGCUAUCCACCAUUUCACAGUACAACCGUAAGAUCAAGCACUGGAAUCGCUUCAGAGACGAAGUAGAGGAUGACUUUGUGCGGACAGGGGAUGAGAAUCAGGAAUCUUCUAAUGAAAACGUGGACACCACCAAGGACCCCUGUCAGAAGGUGCAGUGCAGCCGGCAAAAGGUGUGUAUCGCCCAGGGUUACCAGACGGCUGUGUGUGUCAACCGCAAGAAGCUUGAGCACAGGCUAAAGCAGCCUGCCAUUAGGUCUCCUGAGAGAGGAUGUCAACCCUGUCCCAUCUCCUCCUCAAGUCCUGUGUGUGGCUCUGAUGGACACAACUAUGCCUCACAGUGUAAAGUCGAGCAACAGGCGUGCCUCACAGGGAAGACUCUGACCACGAAGUGUUCAGGUCUUUGUCCUUGUCUUAACACGGCCCCCACCACAGAGGUCAGGCAUGGAGGUUGUACCAGGCAGGACCUUUCUGAUCUGGGGGACAGGCUGAGGGAUUGGUUUCAGCUGCUGCAGGGCAGUGCCAACAAAACCAAGACUGGAGCCAACUCUAAGACAGGGACAAACACUGGAUCAGCCCUGGACAGGAGCGCGGUGGCUAGUUGUAAGGAUUCUGUAGGCUGGAUGUUCUCUAAGCUGGACACCAACAGUGAUGUGCAUCUGGACCAGGCUGAGCUGGCAGCCAUUAACCUGGACAAGUAUGAGGUCUGCAUCUGGCCCUUCUUCAACUCCUGCGACACCUACCGUGACGGGAAAGUGUCUAUGGCAGAGUGGUGCCUCUGCUUUUGGAGAGAUAAGCCCCCCUGUCUUGCUGAGCUGGAGAGGAUCCAAAUACAGGAGGGGGGAAAGAAGAAACUGGGCCUCUUCAUUCCUAGCUGUGAUGAAGAUGGAUACUACAUGAAGCUACAGUGUGAUCCGGCCAGGGGAGAGUGCUGGUGUGUCGACCAACACAAAGGAGAACCUGCCAGCUCAAGAAUCCAUGGCAACCUUGACUGUGAUGAAGUGGUGGCAUAUUCAGGUGAUGGAUUUGGCAGUGGUGUUGGAUGGGAGGAUGAGGAAGAAAAAGAAGCAGAGGAGAACACAGAGGAGGCCGAGGAGGAAGGGGAAGCGGGAGAGGCAGAUGACGGAGGAUAUAUUUGGUAGAUGUGAUGAAAAAUGUCUAGCUGGUCCAACAUUACUACCGGAGCAUCUCAACUUCUCGCUCUCUCUCCUUCUUUUACACACACACAAAAAAAAUUAUGAGCCUGAAAACCUGAAGAGGUGGACAUUAUUGAAAAAAAGACACUGACUUAACCCUGGACUACCGAAGGAGAGGGGAGUGUGGAGAGGGGAGUGUGGAGAGGGGAGUGUGGAGAGGGGGGGGGGUAGAAAGCGGGUAGCCUUUAGCAGGGUGGCUGACAAAGUGGAAUAUAAAUAGCUAGAAACUGUGGUCUGACAAGUCAGGACGUGUCCUAAAUACUUGUGAAUAUCUUCGUUCCAUUUUUUCUGUUGUACGUGCAAGACAAAUGUAUUCUGGAGCAGUUUUUAGCAGAAGAACAUUUAAAGUUAAAAGGCAGGAAGUUGCUGGAGAAUAUGUGCUCAUGUUAGGAACUAGAGGAGCUUUGGGGCCAAUCCUCAUAGUCUAAAGUGGCUUCCUCCCUUUGCCUUUUUCCUUUCAUUUCCAACUUCCUUUGCACUGAUUUGAAUGAGAUGGACAGGUAAAAGCACACACGGCAGGCUUUCUUUCUCACCAUCCUAGUGCUUUCACAUUAGUGCAGAUGUGAGAAAGGAGAUGAGAGCCAUCUAACUUCAGAAUAUUGCAUUUGAUUUUCCCAUAACGUCCUGUAUGCCUCUACAUGUGUGACAUUAAUGCUUUGACUCAUCAACUCUAAUAAAAAAAAUUACAAUGUU